Messenger RNA from Lolium rigidum, 3535 nucleotides. Its product is annotated as tRNA ligase 1. Gene Ontology annotation, biological process: tRNA splicing, via endonucleolytic cleavage and ligation. The record is from RefSeq and is a predicted model, not a curated record. The coding region runs from base 46 to 3441 and encodes 1131 amino acids. The transcript has 27 exons. Gene Ontology annotation, molecular function: RNA ligase (ATP) activity. Lineage: Eukaryota; Viridiplantae; Streptophyta; Magnoliopsida; Poales; Poaceae.
GCCACCGACUUCCAUCCCCCGCCCCGGCGUGUCCGGCACUUUUAUAUGUCGCUCUCAUCCUCCCUCCUCUCCCCCAACACCCCCAGGCGUCUCCUCCCCCUCCUCCUCCCUCUCCGCCUCUCCUCCUCCUUCCCCUCCCCCAUCCCAAUGCCUCCCCGCCGCGACCACGGUAAGCAGCCGGACCAGAAAUGGAAGCCCAAGGCCACCUCAUCCGCCGCGCCCACCGCGGGCAUCCAGAAGAUGACCCUCGCGCCUGGGGCUUCGCCGCAAGGGGCGGCGCAGGUCUGGGUGCCCAGGGCCUACGCGACCUCGGCCUCCUCCUCCUCCUCCUCCUCCUCCUCGGUGCCGGUCGAGCAGGGCGCUGCGGCCGAUAAGCUCUCAGCUCUGUUCAAGGGGGCCGAGGACUUCGCGGUGGACGACAACACCUUCGUCGACGCGCAGAUCAGGGCCGCCUUCUACCCCAAAUUCGAGAACGAGAAGUCCGAUCAGGAGACAAGAAACCGGAUGAUUGAGAUGGUGUCGCAAGGAUUAGCUACAAUGGAGGUCACGCUUAAGCAUUCUGGAUCUUUAUUUAUGUAUGCUGGUCACCUUGGUGGUGCUUAUGCCAAGAACAGCUACGGAAAUAUAUACACAGCUGUGGGCGUUUUUGUUCUGGCCCGCUUGUUUCGUGAAGCUUGGGGGAAGGAAGCUCCUAAAAUGCAAGCAGAAUUCAAUGAUUGUCUCGAGAAAAACCGUAUAAGCAUUUCAAUGGAACUUGUCACGGCUGUAUUAGGAGACCAUGGGCAAAGGCCCAAGGAUGAUUAUGCCGUUGUUACGGCAGUGACAGAGUUGGGCCAUGGCAAGCCAAAAUUCUAUUCUACUCCAGAGGUGAUUGCAUUUUGUCGGAAAUGGCGCCUGCCAACAAACCAUGUCUGGCUAUUUUCCACAAGGGAAUCGGCCACUUCAUUCUUUGCUGCCUAUGAUGCAUUGUGUGAAGAGGGGACUGCCACACCUGUUUGCAAUACCCUUGAUGAAAUAGCUGAUAUAUCUGUACCAGGGUCGAAGGAUCAUGUUAUGGUGCAAGGUGAGAUACUUGAGGGUCUAGUUGCCCGUGUUGUCAGUCGUGAAAGUUCGGUUCAAAUGGAAGAAGUUUUGAAGAACUUUCCACAACCUUCACUAGAUGGAGGUCGAGGGGACUCCGGUUUAGGACCAAGUUUACGAGAAAUAUGUGCUGCUAAUAGGUCAGAUGAGAAGCAGCAAAUUAAAGCACUUCUUGAUAAUGUUGGGUCUUCAAUGUGUCCAGUCCACUGUGAUUGGUUUGGAAAUGGUGGUCUUGAGGCCCAUUCUCGAAAUGCUGAUAAAUCAGUUGUCACUCACUUUCUGCAAGCACAUCCCACGGACUAUGCAACUAAGAAAUUGCAGGAGAUGAUUCGUCUGAUGAAGCAGAAAAAUUUUCGUGCAGCUUUCAAAUGUUACUGGAAUUCCCAAAAAGUUGGUUCUCUUUCAAAUGAUAACUUGUAUUACAAAAUGGUUAUCCAUGUCCAUAGCGAUUCUGUUUUUAAACGCUAUCAGCAAGAGAUGAGGAAAAACCAAGGGUUGUGGCCACUGUACAGGGGUUUCUUUGUUGAUGUAAACCUGUUCAAGGCGAAUAAUAAGAAGGCUGCUGAACUUUCCAAAGAUAGCAACACUUUACUGAAAAAUAUUGAUGGUGCCUUGGAUCCAAGUUCAUCAACUAAAGAUAGUCUGGCCGACGAGGAUUCAAAUUUGAUGGUUAAACUAAAAUUUCUGACCUACAAGAUAAGGACAUUUUUAAUUCGAAAUGGCCUGUCCACCCUUUUCAAAGAUGGCCCGUCUGCUUAUAAAACUUACUACCUGAGGCAAAUGAAGAUUUGGGGAACAUCAGCAAGUAAACAGAAAGAGCUUACCAAAAUGUUGGACGAAUGGGCUGUUUACAUCAGAAGGAAGUGUGGGAAUAAACAACUGUCGUCAUCGACAUAUCUUAGUGAGGCAGAGCCAUUCCUUGAACAAUAUGCUAAACGCAGCCCUGCAAACCAAGCUUUAAUAGGGGCUGCUGGUGAUUUAGUUCAAACAGAAAACUUCUUGGCCAUACUUGAUGCACAGAGAGAUGAAGAGGGUGAUCUUCAGCGAGAAUGUGGGGCAGCUCCUUCUAGUCCUGCAUCGACAUCCCUGGAUGUUGUUUCGAAAACUGAGGGCCUUAUUGUCUUCUUUCCUGGUAUACCCGGUUGUGCAAAGUCUGCUCUAUGUGAGGAAAUAUUAAACACUCCUGGUGGCCUUGAUGAUAGUCGCCCUGUUCAUAGCUUGAUGGGAGAUCGUAUUAAAGGGAGAUACUGGCAAAAGGUUGCUGAUGAGCGGAAGAAGAAACCAUUUAGAAUAACCCUAGCUGACAAAAAUGCACCAAAUGAGGAAGUGUGGCGGCAGAUUGAGGAUAUGUGUGGGACCACAAAGGCUGCUGCUGUUCCUGUUAUUCCUGAUUCUGAAGGCACCGAUUCAAAUCCAUUUUCCCUUGAAGCUCUUGCUGUUUUCAUGUUUCGUGUACUCCAACGGGUCAAUCAUCCGGGAAAUCUGGACAAAGCAUCACCAAAUCCUGGCUAUGUUUUGCUAAUGUUUUACAACCUCUAUGAUGGCAAGAGUCGAAGAGAAUUCGAAAGCGAGUUGUAUGAGCGUUUUGGCUCCUUGAUCAAGAUGCCUCUCCUGAAACCAGAUAGAGCUCCGUUGCCUGGUGAUGUGAAGGGUAUCUUGGAUGAGGGAAUCAGUUUAUUCAGACUGCAUCAAAGCAGGCAUGGAAGAGCGGAACCAUCAAAAGGUUCAUAUGCUAAAGAAUGGGCACAGUGGGAGAAAAGGCUGCGUGUGAUCUUAUCGGGGAAUGCUAAUUAUCUUACCUCCAUUCAGGUUCCAUUUGAAGUUGCGGUGAAAGAAGUACUGGAACAGUUAAAGGCUGUUGCGAAAGGUGAUAUCAAAACACCUGAUACUGCGAAGCGGAAGUUUGGAAAUAUUGUUUUCGCUGCUGUUACGGUACCCCAGGCAGAUAUAUUGGGCCUUCUCCGUAAGUUGGGCGAGAAUGACAGUGAUGUCAACAACUUUCUCAACGGCAUAAAAGUGGAGGAUAACCUGAGCAAGGCUCAUGUCACCCUUGCCCACAAAAGAGCUCAUGGUGUGGCUGCAGUUGCUAGCUAUGGAGUCUACCAGAACCAGGAAGUCCCUGUAUCGUUUAGCGCCUUCCUCUACACCAACAAGAUGGCUGCUCUUGAGGCGAAGCUUGGAGCAGUAAAUGGUGAGAAUGUAAAUUCCAGGAACGAAUGGCCACAUGUUACUCUUUGGACAGCCCCUGGUGUUGCAGCAAAGGAGGCAAACGCGCUGCCGCAGCUAGUUUCAUCAGGACAGGCGAAACGAGUGCUGAUCGACCCUCCGAUCACAAUCUCAGGAGUUAUGGACUUUUACUGAUUUCCUAUCUUGAUUCUAGCAUUUUGUGGCAUAGAAUACUUGCUGAGAGUGUUGUAAAUGUGUCCGAGUUUUAUACCACAAAAUUUUCAACGUA